CUUCCGGACACGUUAUUGUUGCAUCAGCAUCCAGUCAUUCAGCACAGUGGCAAUGUCGACCUCCGGAGAGCCAGCCUUUGAGUUUGGCUUCUUGCUACAGAUAAAUGAGGAGGCUGCGCUGGCUGAGGCCCUGAAUGACUACCUAACCUCACGCAGCUACCUGGCUGGGUUCAGCCCCUCCCAGGCCGACCAGAAAGCCUUUAAGCUCCUCCACAGGCCCCCAGACCCACAACAUGUCCACACUCUGCGCUGGUACAGACACAUAGCAGCUCUGCAGAAGGACCUCAACUCUGAGAGCAGCAUGAAAGGAAAGCGGGUUCAGCCUGCAUGGUCUCCACCAGCAGGAAGUGACGUUCCUCAGCUUCAGCUCUACAACAGCCUGACGAGAGCCAAGGAGCUGUUUGUUCCCCAGAAUGGGAGGAAGGUAACGUGGUACUGCUGUGGACCCACAGUGUACGACGCCUCACACAUGGGACAUGCCAGAUCCUACAUAUCCUUCGAUAUUCUGCGAAGGAUCCUGAGGGACUACUUCAAGUAUGAUGUCCUGUACUGCAUGAACAUCACAGACAUCGAUGACAAAAUCAUUAAAAGGGCCCGGCAGAACUACCUGCUCAACGAGUACAAGGCGAAGCAGCCGAGAGCUGCUCAGAUACUGCAGGAUGUCCUGAGUGCCAGAGGGCCCUUUCAGGCCCAUUUGGCUUCAACCACGGACCCAGAUAAGAAGCAGAUGCUGGAAAAGCUGGACGCUGCCGUCACUGCCGCUCUGCAGCCCCUGCAGGCGGCGAUGGAGAGUCAGGGCGAUGAUACGGUGCAGCCUCUGGCUGAGGUGCUGUUGGAGAAAUCCAAAGACCUGCUGGCUGAUUGGCUGGACAAACAGUCUGGGAGUCAGGUCACAGAGAACUCCAUCUUCUCCAUCCUCCCCAAAUACUGGGAGGGAGAGUUCCAUAAAGACAUGGAAGCCCUGAAUGUUCUUCCCCCUGACGUCCUCACUCGGGUCAGCGAAUACGUCCCCGAGAUCGUGGAGUUUGUGACGAAGAUCGUCUCCAACGGUUAUGGGUAUGAGUCAAACGGUUCUGUGUACUUUGACACCUCGAAGUUCGAUGCCUGCCCGCAGCACUCGUAUGCCAAACUGGUGCCAGAGGCAGUCGGAGAUCAGAAGGCUUUACAAGAGGGAGAAGGAGACCUGAGCAUCUCUGCUGACAGGCUGAGCGAGAAAAAGUCCCAAAAUGACUUUGCCUUGUGGAAAGCCUCCAAGCCGGGAGAGCCUUCAUGGGACUCUCCAUGGGGGAAGGGGAGGCCCGGCUGGCACAUUGAGUGUUCGGCCAUGGCUGGCUCCAUCUUGGGAGAGUCCAUGGACAUCCAUGGCGGCGGAUUCGAUCUCCGAUUCCCCCACCACGACAACGAGUUGGCUCAGUCCGAGGCGUUCUUUGAGAACGAUAACUGGGUCCGAUACUUCCUGCACACCGGGCACCUGACGAUCGCAGGCUGCAAGAUGUCGAAAUCUUUGAAGAAUUUCAUCACCAUUAAGGAGGCCCUGGCACAGAACACAGCUCGUCAGCUCCGUCUGGCUUUCUUGAUGCAUUCCUGGAAAGACACCCUGGACUACUCUUCCAACACAAUGGAGUCGGCCGUCCAGUACGAGAAGUUCAUGAACGAGUUCUUCCUCAAUGUCAAAGACAUCCUGCGCGCUCCCACUGAUAUCACCGGUCAGUUUGAGAAGUGGGAGGCAGCAGAGGUGGAGCUCAACAACAGUUUCUUUGACAGGAAGUCAGCCGUCCAUGAGGCUCUGUGUGACAACAUGGACACUCGCACCGCCAUGGAGGAGAUGAGAUCUCUGGUCAGCCAGUCCAACAGCUACAUCAGCAGCAGGAAGAACUCCAAGCUGAGGCCCAACCGCAUGCUGGUGGAAAGUAUCGCUGCGUAUCUCACCAACAUGCUGAAGAUAUUUGGUGCCAUUGAAGGAUCAGAUCCUGUAGGAUUCCCCAUGGGAGGACAAGGCCAGAGUGUUGACCUGGAGAACACAGUGAUGCCGUACCUCAGGGUCCUGUCGGAUUUCAGAGAGAGUGUCAGACAAAUCGCCCGAGAGAAGGAAGUGACAGAGUUGCUGCAGCUGUGUGAUGUGGUGCGUGACGACACCUUACCGGAGCUGGGAGUCCGGCUGGAAGAUCAUGAAGGUCUGACUACAGUGGUGAAACUGGUGGACAAGGAGAUAUUAAUGAAGGAGAGAGAGGAGAAGAAGAAGAUGGAGGAAGAGAAGAAGAAGAAGAAGGAAGAGGCUGCCAUGAGGAAACAUGAACAGGAGAUGGCUAAACUCGCCAAGAUGAAGAUCCCUCCAUGUGAAAUGUUUCGCACAGAAACAGACAAAUAUUCCAAAUUUGAUGAAACGGGUUUCCCCACUCAUGAUGUCGAAGGGAAGGAGCUCAGCAAAGGACAAGCCAAGAAGCUGCGCAAGCUCUACGAGGCCCAGGAAAAAUUACACAAUGAGUAUCUGCAGAACGGCAACUGAUUCUGUUUAGAAAGUAUCCGAGACCCCGCCCCACACGCACACACACACACACACACACACACACACACACACACACACACACACACACACACACACACAGAAAAACACAGAAAAGGCCACAGAAUAAACGUUAAGGCCUCAGAUGCUGGGUCCUGUUCAUCUGUUUCAAACCAGAAAACUGCAGGAGUUUUUUUUGUUUUGUUUUUUUCUCACUGAAUUUUAAAAUGACGGUUAUAACUGACACUUCAUAACCAAAUUCCAUUCAUAAUUUUGAGAGUUUGUGUCUCUUUGUGUCCCCUUAACAGCAGAAAUGAGGCACUAAAUGAAGUGAGGUUUAACGAUUUCACAGUGACACAGCGCGCCAACGAGUCUCUGCUCAGUGUCUCCAGAGGUUUUUACUGAAACUAAAAACUAAAACUUUUAAUUUGCUGUAUGAUUUUUACCAUCAUUUACAAAUUAAAGAGCGUGUCUUUAGUCUUUACAGGGUCUCAGUAAGGAGUUUUCAUGAACAGCUUCAGUGCUUCUGCGUCAGAAAUUGUCCACGUGUCUGAACGUCACUCCAGGGACGAGCUCAGUUCCUCUAACAGACUUUCUCUCAUUUCAUCCAUACUCUCCUGUGUGUCCUGUGUCCAAGCAUCUGUCAUGUUUGUUACAUUUCUUCAGGUUUUUUUUUUUAUCAUUUUGUCUAUAAAAUCUAAGAAAACUGUAAAAAAAAAAUCCACAGGUUCUAACUUUCCACAAUCCAGUGACAUGAAUUCAGAUUUCUGUCUUCUGUCAUAUGAUGAGAAGCUGGAACCAGCUUUUAUUAAUGAAUCAUCAGAGCUGCAGCUUCAGACAGAACCUUUGAAUAAAAAUCAGCCUUGGACCAGCGCUGUUUACACUGCCAUCAUUUCACCCUCUGUGGAGUUGGCUUUUUUUUUUCUAGGAAUGUCACGAUUUAGAAAUGUUAAAUCAGCAGCUGAAUAAAAGGAAUCAUGAGGUUUUGUUGGGAACAUCUGGAAAGGCUGACCUGUUGUACUCUCAUUUUUUUCGCAGCAUGCUAAUGCUGAUAUUUGAUGCUGUACACAACAAAAGCAGGAUGAUGCAUAAAAGCUACAGAUUUGACAGGUUUAACGAAAGACUGGAUUUUAAAGUUGUAAUUACUUCACAGUCAACAUAUACUGUAAAGAGCUGCAUUUAAAGUUUCUAGUUUAUUCCACUGACAUUUACCAGUUACUGUGUGAGAAGAUGACCAGUAGAUAAUAUUUUAGGUAGUUCUGUAUUUUUUUUUCCACACAUUUGUAUCAGUCUUCUGUGUUUUUGGCUCAUUCCUCAUUUACAUCUUUGGUAACUUUUCUGGAUUUGUAUCAUCAUAAAUACAAAUAAUCUAUAGUUUUCCCAUUGUCAUCAAAUCCCACAAAAAAGACUGAAGCACUCUCUGACUUCCCUCCUGUCUGUGGCUCUCAGCUUCAGGCCCAUUGGAUCCCACUGAAGAUGGAAAUCUUUAAAAACAGCUCAAACAUUUACACACAUUUCUUUUUAAAUGUCUGUUUUCACCCAGACAGGAGGAAAUUUUGCCCUUUGGUAAGAUUUGAUCUCAAAAAUUGAUUAAAUAUAUCAAACAGUAGUUGUUUGGAGGAACUUUUCAAUGUUUUGGUCUUUUCGUGGGAUUUUUUCAGUAAGAAAAUUAUGGAAAAUCACCAGACUUGUCCUUUAAAUCUGGGCAGCUGUUUUCUCAUCAUACUUCAUAAACGCUUUGUGCUUGAGCUUGCCUGAAAGCACAUUAAGAGGAGCUUUUUAUUAAUCAGCCGUCCAAUAGGGUUGUGUAUUUUUGUACUGCUUAUGAAUUGCUCAUGAAUUGGUUAUGUGACUGCAGGACUGCAGCAACACUUUCAGAUCAGAGGAUGCCCUAAUAAAGAGCCAGUGAGUUCUA
Messenger RNA from Toxotes jaculatrix (banded archerfish), 4418 nucleotides. RefSeq names its product cysteinyl-tRNA synthetase 1 (gene cars1). Gene Ontology annotation, molecular function: cysteine-tRNA ligase activity; ATP binding. The transcript has 23 exons. Gene Ontology annotation, cellular component: cytoplasm. The coding region runs from base 53 to 2506 and encodes 817 amino acids. Gene Ontology annotation, biological process: cysteinyl-tRNA aminoacylation. NCBI's taxonomy places the organism in Eukaryota, Metazoa, Chordata, Actinopteri, Toxotidae. The record is from RefSeq and is a predicted model, not a curated record.